AUGGCUCAGAAUCCCUUAAAAUUUAUUGGUUUUCUCAUUAUUUGUGGUAUGUUUUUGACAAUUCUAUUGACCGCCUCAGUUAUAUUCAAGGACUUACCUUCUGAUAGCGUCAAGAAUUUACCUAAAGCUAAUAUUGUUGACGUUAAGCCUCCAAAUGCCACAGUUAAUUCUCAAGUACAGAAAGAUAAACUGCUUGGUGGCCUUCUUCCUUCAGGAAUUGAUGAAACAUCUUGUCUAAGUAGAUACGAAUCCGCCUUAUAUCAUAAAGAACUGCUUCACAAGCCAUCGUCUUACCUCAUCUCAAGAUUACGAAACUACGAGGCACUUCACAAGCAAUGUGGUCCUCAUACAAAAUUAUACAACAGGAGCGUGGAGCUUAUCAAGUCUGGCCAAUACAAUGGAUCAGCAGAGUGUAAUUACUUGGUUUGGAUUUCCUUUAGUGGUUUAGGAAAUAGGAUGCUAACUUUAGCUUCUGCGUUCCUAUAUGCUCUUCUUACAAAUCGAGUCCUACUCGUUGAUCCUGGAGUUAACAUGCCUGGUCUAUUCUGUGAACCUUUUCAAGACGUUUCCUGGUUGAUUCCUCCUGAUUUCCCUCUAUUCAAUCAGUUUAGUACCUUUGAUCAGAAAUCUCCUCGUUCCUACGGUUAUAUGGUGAAGCACAAUGUCAUAAGCAAUUCAUCGACUCUACCUCCCUACACCUACCUACAUUUAGCUAAUGACUAUGAUGAUCAAGAUAAAUUAUUUUUCUGUGAUCAGGAUCAAAGUUUUCUCAAGAAAAUCCCCUGGCUAGUCAUGAAGACAAAUAACUAUUUUGUGCCUUCUCUAUUCUUGAUCCCAUCAUUUGAGCAAGAAUUGAGUAAUCUUUUUCCCGAAAAAGUAACCAUCUUCUAUUUUGUAAGUAGAUAUCUGUUUCAUCCCACAAAUUCUGUAUGGGGGCUUGUAAAGAGGUACUAUCAAGCUUAUUUAGAACGAGCAGACGAAAAAUUAGGCAUUCAAAUUAGAGUCUUGGAGACAGAUGCCGGUCCUUUGAAGUAUGUACUGGAUCAAAUCAUCGAUUGUACAAUGAAGGAGAAUCUGCUGCCACAAGUUAACCGGUCCAGUGAGCCUAUAGUCUUCAACCAGUCCGCGAAGCAGAGGAAGACCAUAUCUGUCCUGAUAACUUCUUUAUGCCCUGGAUACUCAGAAGAGUUCCGAAAAAUGUACUGGGAGAAUCCCACAGUUACAGGAGAGAUAGUUAGCGUUUAUCAGCCAAGUCAGGAGGAAUAUCAGCAGAGUGAGAAUCUGUUGCACGAACAAAAGGCGUUGGCAGAAAUGUAUCUACUGAGUUUAAGUGACAAUUUGAUUACAAGUGCAUGGUCGACUUUCGGAUAUGUGGCUCAGGGUCUUGGAGGACUGAAACCCUGGAUACUAUACAAGCCUAAUGAGAACAGAACAGCACAUAAUCCGCCUUGUGUUCGAGCUACAUCAUUCGAGCCAUGUUUCCAUGCCCCGCCUAACUAUGAUUGCAAAAAGAUAACGCCAACAGACACUAGCAAAAUGGUUCCUCAUGUCAGGCACUGUGAGGAUGUGAGCUGGGGCUUAAAGCUAUUUGAAUAA
Solanum verrucosum is the source of this 1596-nucleotide messenger RNA. Its product is annotated as galactoside 2-alpha-L-fucosyltransferase-like. Bases 1 to 1596 code for a protein of 531 amino acids. The record is from RefSeq and is a predicted model, not a curated record. Gene Ontology annotation, cellular component: Golgi apparatus; membrane. The transcript is spliced from 2 exons. NCBI's taxonomy places the organism in Eukaryota, Viridiplantae, Streptophyta, Magnoliopsida, Solanales, Solanaceae. Gene Ontology annotation, molecular function: galactoside 2-alpha-L-fucosyltransferase activity. Gene Ontology annotation, biological process: cell wall biogenesis; xyloglucan biosynthetic process.